UACCUGCGCGCGGACACGGCACGCCGGCUGCGGGGACUCUCGCUCGACCUCUGCGUCCAGCUCAGCUCCGAGCUACUCAGCCAGCAGCUGGCCGACCAGUGCAUCAAGAACCUGGUGUGGGUGGCGAAGGUGCUGAUCUGCGCCGGCGCGCUGGACCCCGCUCCCCCGGCUGACACCGGCGGCAAGAGGCCGCGUCGGGACUCAGACGCCGGCGGCAAGCGGGCCCGCCGCGACCACGGAACGUCGGGCCGAAAACGCGCCGACUCGGAGACCUCGCCCGGGGGGAAACGCACCGGCUCGGAGGCCUCGCCCGGUCGGAAACACACCGACUCGCAGCCUGAGGGCGGGCGGCGGAAGCGGACCAGGCUCGGAGACCAACGGCGUCCCGGAAGCGGUCCGACUCCGAGACCGGCGCCGGGCGGAAACGGACCGAGUCCGAGUCGAGUCAGCCUGACGCGGAGUCGGGGCUGAGUCUGCGCUGGCUGACCCGCCGCCUGCGGCGGGAGGUGAACGCCGAGGUGGUCAAGAGUCCACGCAUCACAAUCCGGCGCUCCAGCGUGUUCAAGUGGAUGGCGGCCGUGUCGAUGUCGCUGGAAGAUCAGCUGGCCGCCUUCCUGCACCUGCUGCUGCCGCCGCUGGUGCGCGAGGUCAACGAUCCGACGGCACCGCUGGCGCUGAAGACGCUGGCCACGGAGGUGACGGACCUGAUGAAGCGCUCGGUCGGCGUCGAGACGUUCACGGCCGCCUACACGCGCGCUCAGCAGGUGCUCAGCCAGCGCAAGGUGGAGCGGCGCGUGCAGCGCGCCCAGGAGCUUCUCACCAACCCCGUGAAGACGGCCCGCGUGAAAAUACAGAAACACAUGAAGAAGCGCACUGCAAAGAAGAGGAGACUGAUGCAGGACAAACAGGUCGGGUUCAAGCGAAGAAAAGCGUCGUGAUGGCUGGUUGUGGCGCGGUCACGUGGGUACUGUUGCGUGGUGUGGCGACAUGGGUGAAAUAAAUGCUCUC
Messenger RNA from Pollicipes pollicipes, 1008 nucleotides. RefSeq names its product small subunit processome component 20 homolog. Bases 570 to 938 code for a protein of 122 amino acids. Lineage: Eukaryota; Metazoa; Arthropoda; Thecostraca; Pollicipedomorpha; Pollicipedidae. The transcript is spliced from 5 exons. Gene Ontology annotation, cellular component: 90S preribosome; small-subunit processome; nucleolus. The record is from RefSeq and is a predicted model, not a curated record.